This is a messenger RNA of Strongylocentrotus purpuratus (purple sea urchin), 1978 nucleotides long. RefSeq names its product WSC domain-containing protein 2. The record is from RefSeq and is a predicted model, not a curated record. NCBI's taxonomy places the organism in Eukaryota, Metazoa, Echinodermata, Echinoidea, Camarodonta, Strongylocentrotidae. The transcript has 7 exons. Bases 236 to 1666 code for a protein of 476 amino acids.
AUUAUAGCCCCAUCCAGUCAACAAACAUGGUACGUUUAUCAAAUGAAAGCCUCUCCGCGAUGCAUGUGUAUUUAACACUUAUUUUGUUGAGAACACAUUUGAAAAGGGUAAACUGAAGUAUCGCUGAAAACUAAAUAUCAGAUAUAUGUAGGAUAUAUUGACGGGUUGAGGAACUGCUGCACAGCGAUUUGAAGUCGUUAUACCACAAACAUUGGGUUACCAACUUCCAGUACGCAUGCAUGUUGGGGAUAACUGUUCACCUUCGAUCUCAAACAGAGUCAAGGAGAUGACUUUUCCGUACAGCCGCCGGUGCUUCCCAUACUGUGGGCCCUUCCGUUUCCGGGAGAUCGUCUUUGCGGUCAGCGCGUUCUUCUUUCUCGGUUACGUCAUCGGUGCUUUACUUAAACAAGAUCCGCUGGGGAAUCGUUCGCUGCUUCAAGAGAAAAUAUACGGACGCAAUGUGGAAAGGACCAGCGAACUCGCAGAUGAUCACGUAGGAAAGGAAGUAAAGCAAAAAGAGGGAUACAUAUCAUCCUUGAAUAAAACAUGGUUAACGUGGGACAAGAUUGACAGUCCGGGUGUCUACCGCGCAUGCGUGAAGAGACCGGAACCGGAAGCAAUGAGAUGGGAAAUUACGGGGGAGCUUGUCCUACAAGAGAUUGCAGACAAGUUGAAGAUUGAGGCGUGCCUUGAAACUUGCAUUCAGUUGGUGUUUACCUACGCAGCGCUGAGCCGUGGCCACGAAUGCUACUGCACGGAUGUUUCCUCGAAAUCACAGUUCUUGUCUUAUGUAGAUAGCGCCCUCUGCGACGUGCCAUGUACAGGGGACCAGUACCACAACUGUGGCGGGAACAAAUUUAUGUCCGUUUACAGAACAUCUGUUCCAGAUGCAAGAUGUACCUCCAUCAAGUUGGGCACACCCGGUACGCUACCGCUCAUUGCAUUAGCUUCGUACCCCCGGUCCGGCAAUACCUGGACGCGUCAACUCAUCGAGAAAGCUACUGGUAUAUACACCGGCAGUGUUUACUGGACGACCGAGCGUCUUAUGGAAAUUUCCAAGAAAGUUUUUCCUGGAGGAAACGUCGAUUACAAGGGAAAGAGCACCAUCUGCGUCAAGACUCAUAUGUCUGAGUUUGGUCACGUGGGCCAGUUUGAGGGCGCCAUCAUGCUCAUUCGGAAUCCUUACCGAGCGAUCGUUGCCGAAGUCUUCCGGAGACAACUCUUCGUCUCAAACAACUCGCCCGAGGAAGCAAUCAAAUUUUUCAAAUCCAAAGAUUGGGACGUCUUCGUAAACACUGCAAUUGCCAAUUGGAAACUCAUGAAUAUUCGUUGGAUACAGAUGCAAAGACGAUUACUCCCGGUUGCAUACGAAGAACUCGAAGCCGAGACCGUCCGGAAAUUGACGGAUAUCGUCGUCUUUCUCAAUCGAACAGUGGAACUCGAACGAAUCGUCUGCGCAACUCAAGAUCAUCCGUCCUCCCUAGCAACUGGCACCUCCCUUGGCAACCACGGGAGAAAGACGCGCGUUUAUCUCACCGACGACCCGUUUACCGCCGAAAUGCAUCUAAAAAUCGACAAAAGUAUCCAACUUGUCAACUACACACUUUUUAAAAUCCAUGGGGAAGUUUUACCGGCUGAAUACCUGAAGAAAAUCGAUGUUUUCUAAAGAUAACGGACUAUGAUGUCUUUUGUAUGUUAAUCAAUAUUGAAAUGAAAGUGAUUUAUUAAAUUGAUAUUUAUUCAAUAAGGUGCGAAAUAGAAAUACACUGUAAAUACUUUGAAGGAGAAUUUUUUAGAACUGAAAUGUAGAACUAAAUUUAUUACAACUCAUCAUGUAUUAAGGAGUGUCAAUGAUCAUCUCGUGUAAUUUUAACGUUUCUCUUGUAAACUUUACGAAUAAAUCAAUUUGUUGUGAUCUACCUGAAAUUAAUGAUACAGUUUAUUAACGUUUGGUCUACACCCAUGACAUGUAACAUUU